Molecule: messenger RNA, 6204 nt
Organism: Toxotes jaculatrix (banded archerfish)
Lineage: Eukaryota; Metazoa; Chordata; Actinopteri; Toxotidae
Gene: mapkbp1
Product: mitogen-activated protein kinase binding protein 1
Exons: 31
Coding region: 357-5324 (1655 amino acids)
Molecular function (GO): protein binding
Source: RefSeq, a predicted model, not a curated record
GUCCGAUGGCUUAAAAGUUUUAUUGUGAAAAGGAAGGCAGGAAGUGUUGGUGGCGUUGCGCACGCGGUCUUGAUGCUGGCGGUGCGUCAGGCUCAGUCCGGUCUGGGUCGUGUCGAAUUGGCUGCGUCUGUUGGUUCUUCGCUGCGGCGGGGAAAUACGAUGCGGAUGCGGAGCAGUGGCGGAACCGGAGCCCGUGACCCAGUUCAGUCCAGGACCAGAGCCAGGCUAGCUGAACCCUGCGGCCCGGCACGGCUCGGCUCGCAGACGGCAUGACCGCAGGAGCGGCGGUGGUGGAAGAGAGUGCGACAAAGACUCCGGCCGCCGAGAGAGGCAGUUAGCCGGCAGCUAACAGCGCAAUGACCGCGGAGGGAAGCGGCACGAUCCGCAGCCGCAUCAAGAACCUGCUGCGCUCCCCGUCCAUCAAACUGAGGAGGAGGAGCGGCGCCGCGCGGCACAAAGAGGACCUCCGAGACAAGGUGACCUUAGAGAAGGUUCUGGGAAUCACGGCUCCAGGGAACCGAGCUCUGGCCUGCGACCCCCGAACUGGACUGUUGGCCUAUCCUGCAGGGUGUGUCGUCGUCCUGCUGAAUCCUCGGAAGAACAAACAGCAUCACAUCUUCAACAGCUCCAGGAAGGCGAUCACCACGUUGGCCUUUUCUCCUGAUGGGAAAUAUGUGGUUACAGGAGAGAGCGGCCACAUGCCGGCGGUCCGGGUGUGGGAGGUGUCAGAGCGUCUUCAGGUCUCUGAGCUGCAGGAGCAUAAAUAUGGCGUCUCCUGUGUGGCGUUUUCUCCAAAUGGAAAAUACAUCGUCAGUGUGGGAUAUCAACACGACAUGAUGGUCAACGUGUGGAACUGGAAGAAAAAUGUCGUCGUUGCAGCCAAUAAAGUUUCCAGUAAAGUGACGGCCGUCUCCUUCUCAGACGACAGCUCGUACUUUGUAACUGCCGGCAACCGCCACGUCAAGUUCUGGUACCUGGACCACGCCAAGACCUCCAAGGUGAACGCCACCGUCCCUCUGCUGGGGCGUUCAGGGCUGCUGGGAGAGCUCAGGAAUAACUUCUUCAGCGAUGUGGCGUGUGGGCGGGGUCGACAGGCCUCCUCCACCUUCUGCAUCACCUCCUCAGGUCUGCUGUGUGAGUUCAAUGACCGACGACUCCUGGACAAGUGGGUCGAGCUCCGGACAUCUCAGGCCACCUGUCUGUCUGUCACAGACGAGCUGAUCUUCUGUGGUUGUUCUGACGGGACGGUUAGAGCUUUCAGCCCGGUCAGCCUGCACUUCCUCUGCACUCUGCCCCAUCCACACUCCCUGGGAGCUGACAUUUCCAGUUUGGUGGAUGCCAGUCAGCUGUUCUCCUGCAGGUCGGAGGCUCGGUACCCAGACACCGUGGCGGUGACCUAUGACCCAAUCAACCACUGGCUGUCCUGCGUCUACAACGACCACAGUGUUUAUGUUUGGGACGUCCGAGACCUGCGGGACCCCCGAAGGGCUGGAAAACUGUACUCCGCCCUCUAUCACUCCUCCUGUGUGUGGAGUCUGGAGGUGUACCCCGCGGGGGCAGGAGAAGGAGGUGGUGAGAUGCGUCUGCCCCCCGGCUCUUUCCUGUCCUGCUCCUCAGACAACACCAUUCGACUGUGGAACAUCGACAGACACAACGUCCUCAACAGGAACAUCCUGAGCCACGACCUGCAGAAGAUCAUUUACGUUGACGACAACGUAACGAGCCUCAUGGACACAGAGAGCAUCACAGUUGCCAGCGGCAACACAGAGAAGACGGGGUCAUCGGGCUCAGAGGGGCAGCAGACUGACCAGAGCAGGGCGGGAAUCAGGACCCUCAGGGUCAGUCCUGAUGGGAAGCACCUGGCCUCCGGAGACCGCAUGGGGGUGCUCAGGAUCCAUGAUCUGGACAGUAUGGAGGAGAUCCUGAACGUCCAGGCUCACGACUCAGAGAUCCUCUGCCUCGAGUUCUCCAAACCCGACACAGGUCUCCAGUUAUUAGCCACGGCCAGUCGGGACCGCCUGAUCCACGUCCUGGACGCGGGCAGAGAGUACAGUCUGGUUCAGACUCUGGAUGAACACUCUUCCUCCAUCACCGCCGUCAGAUUCGCCGCCAAUAACGGGAAGGUGAGGAUGAUCAGCUGUGGAGCCGAUAAGAGUGUCUACUUCCGCACUGCUCAGCAGGUGGAGGCGGGGUUAGAGUUCACUCGGACUCAUCACGUCGUCAGGAAGACAACUCUGUAUGACAUGGACAUCGAAUCAACCAGGAAGUACGCGGCAGUGGGCUGUCAGGACCGCAGCAUCAGGAUCUUCGACAUCAGUAACGGGAAACAGAAGAAGUUGUAUAAAGGCUCUCAGGGAGAGGACGGCACUCUCAUUAAGGUGCAGAUCGACCCGUCAGGUCUCUACAUCGCCACCUCCUGCUCAGAUAAGAACAUCAGUAUAUUUGACUUCUACUCUGGAGAGUGUGUGGCCACCAUGUUCGGACACUCGGAGAUAGUCACAGGUUUGAAGUUCAGCAGCGACUGCAGACACCUGAUCACAGUCUCUGGAGACAGCUGUAUCUUUGUUUGGCGUCUCAGUCCAGAGUUGACCAUCAGGAUGAGGCAGCGACUCGCUGACCUCCAACCUCCCAGCAGCAACCACAGCUCCCAGAAUGCACCUCAGCAAAGAGCAGUCCACCUCAGCAGGGAGGCGGCGUCUCCUCGUGUCGUCACCAUGUCAUCCGACAGUGACAAAGAGGAGGAAGAGGAGGGGGCGGAGGGGGAGGAGCUCUGUUGUCCUUAUAUGGUCCCAACAGGAAGUCUAGAGGAGCAGGAGACAGAUUUGUGCGAUGAGAAGUUCAACUCUCUGGACUCUCAGUACCUGAGAGACGGCAGGAAGGAGGCGUCAGGGGGACGACUCCCCCGCCGUCGCUGGUCCAGGAGGACGGGCAGCGCUGACGGUGUCCUGAUGGUGAAGUCCAUGUUGGACCUGAGACUGCUGGACUCGUACUGUCCUGACAGACAGGAGGAGAAGGAGGUGGAAAAAGAGGAGAACAUCUGCCCCUUGGAUGUUAGUCCCUCCGCAUGCACCUCGAGGAGAAGGUGUCAUGGUGUUGAGGCGGGGCUUCACAGGACCAAUCAGGAGCUGGGGAGCACCUUCAGUUUGCAGGUCACCCCUGCAUGGGUGGAGGACGACGAAGCAAGGACCAGUCAGAGGCCAGACUUCAUCCUGCUGUCCAAUCAGGUCCCAGACAGGGAGGAUCCAGUGCUAUAUCCUGACCAAUGGGAGGACAGAAUGAGCCUGCCAGGCAGUGAGUUCCAGGUAAAGGAGGCGUGUCCUGUUGCUGAAGGAGGACGACAGGACAAACCCAGCCCAGACAGCGCCUGCUCACUGGGAUUUAAUUCCAGACUGUCCAGCCCCGAGAGACCUGCAGGAGACGACUCAGAGCCCACGGAGCCUCUCAGUGUGGAUGGAAACUCCUCUGAGCUGGAGAUGGAGGAGGAUGAUGAGGAUGGAGAAGGUGGAGCUGAAGGAGGUGGUGGGGAGGUCAGGGUGUCUCAGCAGGUCCCACAGACUCCAGACCAAGAAGCUUUCCUGAAGGAGCACUUUGUCACCCUGGCUGACCUCUCAGCCUCAGGGAGUCCGAGCAGAGCGUCUCACAGCUCCACCGAGAGUCUCAGCAUUUCCUCGAGGUUCCUGUCCCAGAGCUCAGCUGGAAGUCGGGCUGUGUUUCCUCUCCCGUCUCAGACCAGCAGGGGAGGAGGAUCAGGGGAGGUAAAGGCCCAUCUUCUGGUCUCUGAGGUCCGGCCUCUAAUGGAGCAGAAUCAGAACCGGACCCAGGACAGGAGGGUAUCAUGGAACCAGGAACAAACCCAUAAACAGAACCAGGACCAGACCUCCUCCCCUCAGGAUCAGAUCCAAUCCCAGAACAGGAGCAACCAUGACCAAACACAGCCCACUCAGGUCAGGAAGCCGGUCCAGCAGGGUUCAGAUCAGCUCCUGAGCCGGGUUGAGGAGGGGGAGACCUCCUUUGUUCAGCAGGCCCAAAGACCCUCCCCACUGAAGAAGAAGGUUCAGACAUCUGUGGAGUCCAAGAGGAACGUGGGCCCGACGGCCUGGGCUGCCACGUCCCAUCUGAGCGCCUCCUCUGGGCUCCGGAAGGCCCAGUCAGUCCACAGCCUGCUGAGCGACACAGGUGACCCCUCUUCCUCCCAGUUCACCUCUCGUCUGUCCACAGAGGUUCUCCCUCAGCGUCCCACCACCCUUCCCUUGUCCCCCAGAUGCCUCCCAUCAUCCACAUCCCUGCUCUCUCAGAAACCCAGCCCCGUCUCCCCCAGGUCCCCCCAGCAGGAAGCAGCUGCUGCUCCGUCUGCUGCCACCACACCAAGGAAGUCUUCAUCAUCCUCCUCCACCCAGUCAGCGCCGCGCUCUUACAUGAGCCCCACUGCCAGUUCCAUGGCCAAGAUGUCCCGCUCCGUCUCUGUGGGAGACGCCCUCAACAUUCCAGAACCUUCUGAGGAUCCUGCAGUGACAUCAUCAUCGUCAUCACUGGUAACCUCCUGCUCUCAUGUCAAAGAGACUCCACCUCCUCCGGUUGCCGUGGUGCCUUCCAACGCCGCUCUGGCCCCACCCCCCCACAUCGCCGUUGUCCCCAUCGUUGCCGGCACCUCCACCUUCUCUUUGUCUGCGGGUAACCAUGGUAACCAGGCAGUUCCUCCCACCCGCGGCCUCCAGGCUCGGGUCCCCGGCAGCAGCAGACCGCUCCCUGACAAACCUUCCCUGGCUUCCUUCUCACCAUCAUCCAAGACUGCCGCCACCUCUUCCUCUUCUUCCUCCUCGUCUCGGCCUCCUGCGGUCUCCGUCCCCCCCCUGAUUCCCCCCCAGCAGGGGGAGGAGCGUCAAACUGAAGAGCAAGGGCAUGACGCAGGUUUGGACUCUCAGCCUCCUCCUCUCAACCCCCCCACCCCCUCUUCAUCACUGCAGUCCUCCUCGUCCUCUCACUCCGUGCUGACUGACCAGCCAAUCAGUGUGGAGACCUGCAGGGCUCUGACCAGUGAGCUGCAGAGCUGCUUUAAGAGAGCCACACAUCUGUACAGGCAGGUGAGCGGCUCCUCCACUGAUGACUCCGCCCCAGACCGGUGUCAGAUGGCCAUCCUCCUAUCAGAGACCUUCCAGGCCAUGAGGGCAGAGCUGGACUCCCUGCCGCUCAGCUCCCCGAGCAUGCUGGGAGCAGAGGGGGGGUUGGGAGGAGUUGGGGAGGUGAAGACAGCUGCUCUGCUGGAGGAGUACUCUCUGCUCCUGCUGCAGGCCGUACACAGGAGGAUCAACACCACCACAUACUGAGCUGAUCUGGAUCAGUUACUAUGGAUUUCAUUUUUUCCCCUCCCCAUUCUCCUCCUCCAUCUUUCUCUCCAUCUCUUCAGCUGCUCUAAAUCCACCUCCUUCUUUGUUCUUCAGUUUUUCCUUUGUUCUCUCGUUUCUUCUCUUUUCCUCCUCAUCCUCUCAGAUGAGAGAUCUGAAGCCAUUUCCAUUUUGAGAUUUUAUUUUGAAAAAAUUGUUGUGGUCUUACAGGAAGACGACAGAUCAUCUGUUUUGUAAAAAGCUGAGGUGAGUUUGAGACUCGCAGCUCUGAGCUUGUUUUUUAAAGACGUUUCUCCGACCGAACCGUGAGGAUGUUCCCACUCCUCUGGCUCUGUUUUCAUUCCGUGAAGUUCCCGCCAUUUGUCUGGAGGGAACGGGAGCUUUGGCGUCCCGUCAGUCUGAAGGAUUAUUGAUUAUUGUUGUAAAAACGAUGUUAGACUGUAGAGAAGAGACUUUUUAAAGCAACAAAGAGCAAUAUGAAACUUUCUGUCACUGUUUGAUUUGAAACUUUAUUGUUUUUGUGUUUGAUGUAAAUUUUCUUCCCUGAGUUCAGCUGAACCUGAAAGAGACUUCCUGCUCCUCAGGAGUUCAGGUGUGAUUUUUACAUCCUGAGCAGUUUGAGCUUCACCUGUCACACCACUGAACACUGACACUGUCCUCACCUGAAACAGGAAGCACUUUACACACUGAUGUUUUUAGACUUUUGUUAUGACUGUUAAUGGAGGGUGUAAGUUUUUAGAAUCAUUAAACACUUCGGGGGUUUGUUGGUUUAAAUCUGGGCUCACGUUGUUUCUAAUAAACAGGUCAAAGUUCACUUUGACCUGUUUUCAUGUUUAUAUUUAAUAAAAGUUCUGACUUGUGA